Colletotrichum graminicola M1.001 is the source of this 2316-nucleotide messenger RNA. RefSeq lists its product as uncharacterized. The record is from RefSeq and is a predicted model, not a curated record. The transcript has 2 exons. Bases 1 to 2316 code for a protein of 771 amino acids. NCBI's taxonomy places the organism in Eukaryota, Fungi, Ascomycota, Sordariomycetes, Glomerellales, Glomerellaceae.
AUGUCGCCGCCCCGCCGUCGCUCGGCCCGUUUGGCCAGUGCAAACACACCGAAGCCAAAAGCCAAAUCUGCUCUUGCCGCCGUCGCCGAACGCGACGAAACCCCUCCAUCGCAAGAGGUUGCCAAGAGCCUGAAUGCCCUCGUUGUUCCCAACCACGAUCCUGCCACUCCUUCCUCAUCUACAAACAUGAAGGCGCCAUUGUCCGAAAUGCACCCGAGCAAAGUACACCACACUGUCGCACCUCCCUCGGCUACCUGGCUUGGCUUCAGAGACAUGAAGCCUUCCGACAAAAACGCCGACCACCAGACGACGCCUUCCAAGACCACCGGCGUGCCUGAGUCGCCCUUCACCUUCCGCGUUGCGCAGCCUACCUGUGACACCGGCCUGAGCAACGACGCCCAGCAGAUGAUGAACGAGCUGCGCGAGGAAGCCGCCAAAAUCAAAAUGGAGCUGCUCGCCAAGCGCGAGCUGGAGAGAGAGGAUGAAGAAAUCAGCGGGCGCAGGAUUGCCAAGGCCCGGGGCAAGUCUGGUCGCUACAGCGCCGCCCACAUGGCCGAGUUCAAGAAGAUGGACUCUAUCGAAGGUCACCCCUCAUCUUUCCGGGCCCAAGCUGGCCGAGUCACUCCGCUCAAGGGCUCUUUGAAGCGUACCCAAUCCAAGGCCAACCUUGAUGACACGCCCACUCAAGCAAAGUCUAGCUUGAAGCGGUCCGUUUCCAAGGUCAACUUGGACGACACCCCCACGCAUCCGAAAUCUAGUAUUAAAAUGUCUCCCACAAAGGCAAACCUCCAAGACACACCGACUCAUCCAAAGUCAAUUCUCAAGCAGCCUUCGAGGACCAACCUGGGCGUGCCUGGCACGCCCACUCAGCAGAAAGCAAGCCUUAAGCGGUCUCCCUCCAAGGCCAAUCUAGACGACACGGACUCUAGCGACUCCAAGAACGCUCCAUUCAGUUCUCGACCCAAGGCUCGUCUCUUCGCCCUCAUCGAGCCUCCCGCUUCCGUCAAGCGUGUGCGACAACGCUUUGAGGACGACGCCUCUUCGGCUCGACCUGUUUCUCGCGAUGGUAGUUCUCUUCCGCGCCCCAAGUCGAGCGGAACCGACGCCCCUGCUGGCCUUCGAUCUCAACCUAGCCUGGCAUCCCUGACGAGCCCUACCGCUUCUUCGCUGGCCCGCACCACCGGCAGCAGAAUGCCUCUUCCCGGCACGCUGACAAAGUCAGCUAGCAAGCCCGACCUGGGAAGCCUCAGAAAGUCUCCCUCGAAGCCCGAGCUUGGAAGCCUUAGAAAGUCGCCUUCUAAGCCUGAGCUGGGUGGUCUCACAAAGUCUUCCACGACCAACAACCUGACUGCGUUGGAGAAGACGGCCGAGCUGAAACGCAGGAUUGUGAGCCCAGGCCGAUUUGAAAGAGUCAAGUCAAUACUGCGCGGCGGCAAGGGAGUUUUGGACCAGACGAAGAGCGCUAUUCCCCAACCCGCCUCUGGUACCUCGCAAACCCCUGCACCGCAAAUGGCGGAUAAGAAGCCUCUGCAGGCCGUUCCGUUCACAACUCCGCGAAGGAAACUGUUCAAGAGGGUCGACUUCACUCCGGACACUGAUCGGACCGCCGCUGCUGCUGCUCCCAAUACAAUCGCACAUCGAGCUUUUGCCAGCAUGACUCCCAUCCGCAAGCAGGCAGAGGUCCAGUACCCGAGCCUUGAUGCCAUGCUCGGCAACGUCACCCAGAGAAAGGAGGAUGAUGGUCUCUAUCCCGAGCUAAAUGUCGACAGCCCGUCUGAGAAGGCGAGCGAGAAGACCGCAGAUAAGUUGACUGAGAGCAACAACGACCUGCCCCCGACCAUUCCUGGCACAUUCACCUUCCGCAGCGACCACACAAUCCGGUUUGGUAGCGCCUCGCCCACUGGCUUUGGAUCGUCUGCUGGACAGGCUAGCCUGCGUCAUGUCCGGCCCUCGCUGGACAUGCCGGGUAGCUUCCCGGCCGGCACCGAAUUCGCCGCGAACAAGGAGAAUAGGUCCCCCAUGCAGCUGCUCGCCGGCAAGCCCCACGGCAUGCCCAACAAGAAGCGGGCUCGGGCCCGUGAAGAAGAGGGAGACCUUGAAGAGAAGCCAGCUGAGAGAGCCGGCAAGAGACGUAAGGCCGAGUAUGUUCCCGAGGGCGAUGCUCUCCUUGCUCCCAGACUUAUGGGAACGACCCCCGGUACUGUGGGCAAGAAGAUUCAGAGUUCUCGGACUGCCCCUUCGCCUAGCCCCAUGAAGCGCAGCGGCAUGAGUUUAAGCCGACUUAACAUGCUCGCGAAGCCCAAGAUGCGACGUUGA